Messenger RNA from Syzygium oleosum, 1625 nucleotides. Its product is annotated as lanC-like protein GCL2. The transcript is spliced from 6 exons. The coding region runs from base 107 to 1363 and encodes 418 amino acids. Lineage: Eukaryota; Viridiplantae; Streptophyta; Magnoliopsida; Myrtales; Myrtaceae. Gene Ontology annotation, cellular component: plasma membrane. The record is from RefSeq and is a predicted model, not a curated record. Gene Ontology annotation, biological process: peptide modification; carbohydrate metabolic process.
CCCCGUCGGUCGGUCCCGCGAGGCGCGAAGUCAAACCCCCCCGCCGCCGCCCGCGAGCCGAGAGGAUUUCGGUCGCCGGAGCCACCGCGCUCGACGGUCGAAGAAGAUGGCGGACAGAUUCUUCCCCAACACCAUGCCGGACUUCGCGGCGGCGGCGACGUCUCUCGAAGGAGGCGGCGAUGGAGGGACGGUCUCUGCUCCCGGAGAUUCUUCCUCCCUCGCGAAGCUCCUCGCCAUGCCUCACCCGGUCCUCUCCGAGAAUUUCAAGCGCGCUGCUCUCGACCUCAAGGAAACCAUAGCCGUGGAGACGUGGGGUGUCACGAGGCAACGCGUGCGGGACUUUACUCUGUACUGCGGUCCUCUGGGAACUGCUUUCUUGCUCUUCAAAUCGUAUCAGAUCACGAACAACUCCAAUGAUCUCGCACUCUGCUCCCAGAUUAUCAGAGCUUGUGACUCUGCUUCUGCUGGAUCCAGGGAUGUGACGUUUAUGUGUGGGAGGGCCGGUGUCUGUGCUCUUGGUGCGGUUGUGGCAAAGUAUGCAGGCGAUACUCGCUCUCUCACUCAUUAUCUAAACCGCUUUAAAGAGAUUAAGUUGUCCAAGAGUAUUCCAGAUGAGUUGUUGUAUGGGCGAGCGGGAUUUCUAUGGGCCUGCUUGUUCUUAAACAAGCACAUUGGCGAGGGGACUGCUCCUUCAUCGACCAUGCGUGCUGUGGCAGAUGAAAUAUUCAAAAACGGGAGAGCAUUGGCUAAGAGAGGAGGAGAGUCCCCACUGAUGUUUGAAUGGUACGGCGAAAAGUACUGGGGUGCUGCCCAUGGAUUGGCUGGCAUAAUGCAUGUUUUAAUGCAUAUGGAAUUGAAACCAGAUGAGAUGGAAGAUGUCAAGGGCACUCUCAAAUACAUGAUUAGAAAUAGAUUUCCUAGUGGAAACUAUCCUUCCAGUGAGGAUGAUAGAAACAGGGACGUUCUUGUGCAUUGGUGUCAUGGAGCCCCUGGGAUUGCCCUCACAUUAGUAAAAGCUGCUGAGGUCUUUCCAGAUGACGAAUUCUUACGUGCUGCAGUCGAUGCUGCGGAGGUAGUGUGGAAUAGAGGGCUGUUAAGGAGAGUCGGUAUAUGCCAUGGGAUAAGUGGGAAUGCAUACGUGUUUCUCUCGCUCUACCGUGUCACAGGCAACGUGGAGUUCUUGUACAGGGCAAAAGCAUUUGCUUGCUUUCUUCUCGAUAGGGCUCUCAAGCUUAUUUCCACUGGAGAGAUGCAUGGAGGUGAUAACCCCUACUCCCUCUUUGAAGGGAUUGGAGGUAUGGCUUCUCUCUUUCUAGACAUGGUAGAACCCUCAGCGGCCAGGUUUCCAGCUUAUGAACUUUAAAAAAUGGGGAAUAGAUGGAAAGAAAAGAAGGGUAAGGUGAGAUCAUGCUUGUGGUGGAGUUGAUCGAAUAAAUGUUGAUUACAAGUUUUAUUUAUAUGUGACUAAUGUAUGUACGAGAAUAACUAGCGGCAUCAUUGUCUGCCCUCCACAUCCUCUCACGCAGGCUUCUGUAUCUUAGAUUUCAUCUUGAUGUACACUGCUUGUUUCAUUAUAAAUAAGGGCAUUUCUCAUUAUAUCGUGAAGUGCAUAGUUUAGUUUUAAA